AAUUGAUGACGCCGUUUGUUGACAUGACGUCAGACUGUGCGACAAAUGUAGUCUUAAUGCAAUAACGGAAGUUCUAAAGCAGGAGAUAGUUGGCACCUACAUACUAUAGAUAACUAUUUAAUUUGUUUAUUAAGUUUUUUUUUAACCUCGAAAAUAUUAACUUGUCGAAAUCUAAUAUGACUAUUUAGAGUUUGCCUUUCAGUACGUCGUUCUAUUAGCCUAGCUUAGCUUUGCAGCUAGACAACAUUGCUCAACUCAGAUGUGUCAUACACAAGGAAGGAGCUAGUACCACAGACACCAUGGAGUCAGAGUGAUAUUUUGUGUUUGUGUGUUAUUGUAAUAAUCUGUCGCUGGUUAAAUAGGUUUUGUACGCAAGUGGGACUGCCUCCGAAGCGUUCACAACAUGUUAAACAUUCCGACCCAGUGCUUCCCGGCACCGAGCUCCCAGCAGCGGGUCUCUCCGUCCGGCCAGUCCGGGAGGAACAAGGUGGCGCUGAAGCCUGGCCACAGUCUCAUGGACUGGAUUCGGUUUUCCAAGAGUGGAAAAGAUCUGACUGGUCUCGGGGGGCGCCUGAUUGAAGUUACCCAGGAAGAACUGCAGAAACACAACAGGAGAGAGGACUGCUGGACCUGCAUACGAGGUAUGGUUUACAAUGUGACCCCCUACAUGGACUACCACCCUGGUGGAGAAGAGGAGCUGAUGAAGGCAGCAGGAAUAGAUGGAACUGAACUCUUUGACCAGGUCCAUCGCUGGGUGAACUAUGAGUCCAUGCUGAAGGAGUGCCUGGUGGGCAGAUUGACCCCCAAGGCCACCACAGCUGUUAAAGCAGUCAUCCCUCCCCCACCUGUGACUGGCCUCACUUCACCAACUGCAGUGCCGCCCCCCCCAGGCAAAGACUCUCGGCCUCGGUAUGACUGGUUCCAAACUGAGGCGACCGUUCAUCUGGUUGUUUAUACCAAAAGAAAGUUACCCAGCUCAGGGUGCGCCACUGUUGAUCUAGAGGCAGGCGUUCUCCGAGUGGAGGUGCUGCUGGGGAAGAUGUCCUACAUGAUUCAUUUACGUCUCGCUGAUGAAGUUGAGGAAAAUGUUGCAGUUCACACUGCUUUCUCAGUGGGAAAGAUCCAGGUCAGCAUACGCAAAGGUACUAAAGGAAAAUGGGUGAACCUUGGCCAGCCACUUGAAUCCCAUAAUACAUUUCUACGCAAAAAAGACAGAGCUGUCUUCUAUCGGGAUUGUGUGCUGGUGUCUAAGACUGAGGUGAACCACAACACUUAUUUAUUCAGACUGCAGUUCCCACGUGGGACUGUGAUGCAUGUGCCUGUUGGAAAACACGUCUAUCUCAAAGCGCUCAUUCAAGAUGGAGAAAUAGUGAGGCCAUACACUCCAGUGGAGCACAAUCUUGCAGCAGCUUCCCAGGACUCAGACCUCUACCUCAUGAUCAAAGUCUACCCUGAUGGAGUGUUCACCCCACAUCUCAGCAGCCUAAAUGUUGGUGAGCAUAUGGCUGUAAGUGGUCCAGAGGGUACUUUCAGCCUCCAUCCCCUUCGUGAUGUCACGAACCUCUACUUAAUAGCUGCAGGCACAGGGUUCACGCCCAUGGCUCGCCUUAUUCGUGUGGCCCUUGAAGACAUUGAAACCAUCAGGAAAACAAAGCUGCUCUUUUUUAACCGGUGGGAAGAGGACAUCCUGUGGCGCUGUGGACUGGAUGAACUGGCUGCUAAUAAUGACAGGUUUCAGGUGGAAUAUGUCCUCUCUGAGCCCAGUGAGAGCUGGACUGGCCGGAAAGGUCAGGUGGAUGGGUCCAUGCUCAAUGAAUUCCUUGCCAGGUCUGAUGGGUCCAAAUGCUACGUGUGUGUCUGUGGCCCUACGGCCUUCACAGAGCUAACAGUAGGGCUGUUGAAGCAUCAGGGCUUCAGUGAAGAGGAGCUCCACACCUUCCAGGGUUGACAAGCUUUGCCUCGAUCCAGCUCCACCAUGCGGUGACUGUGUGUACCAGUGAGAGUCGACUGUAAUGUGUGAACUUUGUAUUUCUAUGCAUCGAGGACUUGAUGAUGCUGAUGGCUUUGAGGGGCUCCAAGGAACAGAACACAGUCACAGUGCUGUGAUUGUGGACAGCAAGCUCAGUGGAAAUGAUGAGUUGUAAAGAUUAGUUUAAAAAAGGAUACAUGUGCAGCAUGUAAGAGGAGCGAGUCUGGAAAUAAACGGUUCUCAUAUAGCA
Messenger RNA from Archocentrus centrarchus (flier cichlid), 2219 nucleotides. RefSeq names its product cytochrome b5 reductase 4 (gene cyb5r4). Lineage: Eukaryota; Metazoa; Chordata; Actinopteri; Cichliformes; Cichlidae. Gene Ontology annotation, biological process: superoxide metabolic process. Gene Ontology annotation, cellular component: cytoplasm; endoplasmic reticulum. The record is from RefSeq and is a predicted model, not a curated record. Gene Ontology annotation, molecular function: heme binding; cytochrome-b5 reductase activity, acting on NAD(P)H.